AUGACGUGGGCUGAUUUCGCAGCGAAGCUCCUCGACAGAGAGGAGGACCCAGACGAUGACCCGGAAGAGCUAUUCGAGGCGGACUCGUCUUUGAACGUGCGCCCAGUUUGGUUCUCCAGCACAUGGCAACAAGCUGCGAAGAACCGGCGCGUGCGCGGCUACCCCUCCGACCGCAACUCCCUGCCGAUGACGCGGAUGAGCGAUGACCUCACGGACACAUCAUGCCUGCAACGAUUCGUUCUAAGACCCCGCAGCAAGCUGCAGCUGACGUGGUCCAUGAUUGGCACGAUGCUCAUCCUCUGGGACCUGAUCACGAUCCCACUCGAGCUCUUCAACAUCCCAGGUUCCGUGGACUUCUUCAGCGCGACCACGAGGAUCACCUUGGCCUUCUGGAUCCUGGACAUGCCAUUGAACCUCUGUUUUGGACUUGAGAGAGGUGGACGUGUGGAACUUAGACCCUUCCAACUCUUCAUGAUCUACGUGCGCUCUUGGUUGGUUUUGGACGUACUCGUCAUCUCUCUUGACUUGGUGCUGAUGAUUGUUGAGAUCGUGAAUGCAUCAGAGAACAACGACGGCGGCAACACGGGCCUCAGAUCUGCUCGUUUCCUGCGCACCAUGCGCUUGCUUCGUCUUCUGCGGCUUCUCCGUGCCGUGAAGCUGCAGCAGGAGCUCACACUCAUCGCGAACCGCUUCCUGUCGACCCAUGUCUUCAUGAUGGCAAAGGUUGUGUUCGGCCUGCUGAUGAUGCUUGCGAUCAACCACAUCAUUGCCUGCCUCUGGUAUGGAAUUGGGUCUUGGACUGCGUUGGAUGGCAGAAGCUGGCUGGAGCAAGCACGGCUGGCAGGUGACGAGGCAGAUUUCGCUGAGAGGUAUGCAGUUUCGAUCCACUGGACACUCACGCAGUUCACGCCGGCCACGAACAAUGUGGCUCCAGACAAUGCGCUUGAGAGGUUCUUCGCUGUGUGGGUAAUCCUACUGGCGAUGGGUGUGUUCUCAUCCUUUAUCAGCUCUAUCACCGCCACUGUGAGCAAGCUGCAGAACUCGCGCGUGGAACAGUUCCAGCAGCGAGCGAAGCUUCUGCGCUUCUUUGUCGAACGGAACCUCUCCGCGGACCUGUACGCAAAGGUCGAAGAGGUCUUGCGGCAAGAAGGACUCUUUGAGGUUCGGAUCAAGGAGCGCGAUGUGAAGCUGGUGGAGGGCAUUCCCGAGCGUCUCAAGAUGCAAUUGCACGAGGAGAUGUUUCUGUCCCUGCUGGGCCUCCUUCCGUUCUGGCCAGCCUGGACUGAAAGGGACAGCUUCCUGCAUCGCCAGAUCUGCCACCAUGCAAUGCGAGAAUGCGCGGCAGUGCCGGGCCAGGAUGCAUUCAUCAUGGGUACGGAUGCAAACGAGGUUUACAUCAUUGAGUCUGGCAGCAUGAACUACUUGCACUUGAACAAUCGAAAACAUAGCGAUGAAGUCUCGGCGGAGGCUAUUGUCUGCUUGCAGUGCAUCUUUGCAGAAUGGAAACAUCGUGGGCGGCUCUUCGCAAAUCGUUCUUCUUGCUACUGGGCAAGUCUCGAUGCAGUUCAGUUUUGCAACCUGAUCGCUGAUCAUGGCGGUGCGGUUUGGCAACACUUACACAUUUUUGGAAUACUCCUUGUUGGAGCAAUUGAAGAUCGCACAUGGAUGAUCAAUGACGUGAACUGGAGUAUGGUGGGGGUGGACGAGCUGUGCAAGCGCACUGUGAAGUAUGCCAGCAUUCUCAACGAGAACCACGGAACAACGUCGGCAAGCUUAGCUUUGAUAAGAACGUAUUCCAAGGACUAA
This is a messenger RNA of Symbiodinium natans, 1806 nucleotides long. The record is from the annotation of a GenBank genome assembly. Lineage: Eukaryota; Dinophyceae; Suessiales; Symbiodiniaceae.